Molecule: messenger RNA, 705 nt
Organism: Colletotrichum aenigma
Lineage: Eukaryota; Fungi; Ascomycota; Sordariomycetes; Glomerellales; Glomerellaceae
Exons: 1
Coding region: 1-705 (234 amino acids)
Source: RefSeq, a predicted model, not a curated record
AUGGAGCCAACUGAAGUCGUUGACAGCCUUCGCGGCUUGGUGGCUGUGGCCGACAAUGCAUUCCGAAGCACAUACGAUUUUGCGAAGGACAAGAUUGACCCGUUCAUGGACAUCAAGAGGCGAGACGAAAUCCGCCGCGUUGCAACCGAGAUCCAAGAUCUGGCUGGAUUACUGCAUCGACUCACUUUGGUGGCUUCCACCUUUGACGAAGAUCACGAUCAGGUCCUUGACGAUGUUUAUGGCCUCCGCUCGCCGAAGCUACCGCAACAGCUAUUCUCUUGCCGACAGACGUUGAUGAAAUUCGAGGCAAGCUUGAGCCGUAGGAAGCUUACCUACGAUGUCAUAAAACGGGAGGAAGAUCUCAAACCACGAGCAAAGCUGAGAUGGCCCUUCACGACAGCGUGGACCGUUGACCUGAUACAAGAAAUUGGUCAACACAAGAAGGCUGUUACUAGGGCUCUUUCCUCCAACUCCAUGAACGAGCUGCUGCAAAGCUUUUCUAAAGGGAAAGAUCGACAUUCUCCAAAUCGCAGAGAAGUCGUCAGAAGAUACGUGAUGGGCCGUUGCAGGUACUCAAAGGAGAACUCCACCGUGACGUCGUUCUUCGCAAGGGUUGACCAUCUUGAAGUCCUCACGCGGACUGUCAGCAAACGAACCAACUGGACAGAAUAUGAGUUGCUGGAACAUGAACUCAUCCGACGCUAG